UGUAUCAGUGACUGAUGAUGAUGGGUCUACACCUCUUCAUAAAGCAUGUGAGAGUGGGAGUGAGGCAGUGGUGAGAUUACUACUGGACUGUGGUGCAGAUCCAUCUGCACGUGACAACAUGGGCAAGACACCAGACAGUAGAACCUGGUCUGCUGCUGUAAGGAACAUUGUGUUCACAGAAAGAAGACGGCGAGGUGUUAGUGUGGAUGCUCCUGGAUGGUGGGAUACCCAAUCUAGUCAGCACAUAGGACCACUGACGCCUUUGUAUCAUCAACUUCACCUUUGGCCAAAGGUACAACAGUCUGAUAUAAACACUUGGAGUAGCAAUUGCCUGUCAAGUACUCAGAUGAUGGCACAGCCAGGUGGUUCACAGCUCAUGACACAGCCAGGUGGUUCACAGCUCAUGCCACAGCCAGGUGGUUCACAGCUCAUGACACAGCCAGGUGGUUCACAGCUCAUGACACAGUCAGGUGGUUCACAGCUCAUGACACAGUCAGGUGGUUCACAGCUCAUGACACAGUCAGGUGGUUCACAGCUCAUGACACAGUCAGGUGGUUCACAGCUCAUGACACAGUCAGGUGGUUCACAGCUCAUGACACAGUCAGGUGGUUCACAGCUCAUGACACAGUCAGGUGGUUCACAGCUCAUGCCACAGCCAGGUGGUUCACAGCUCAUGACACAGUCAGGUGGUUCACAGCUCAUGACACAGUCAGGUGGUUCACAGCUCAUGACACAGUCAGGUGGUUCACAGCUCAUGACACAGCCAGGUGGUUCACAGCUCAUGCCACAGCCAGGUGGUUCACAGCUCAUGACACAGCCAGGUGGACCUCAGCUCAUGACACAGCCAGGUGGUUCACAGCUCAUGACACAGCCAGGUGGUUCACAGCUCAUGACAAAGACAGGUCAACACCCAUUCACAUUUUCUUCAAGCAAAUCUCAGUUUGUGCCAGAUUUUCAACUGGAUACAAAUCAAGGUUCCACAAUUUCCUCAUCAGAUUCAUCCUGUCUUACAACCAUGUCAGACAUAGGUACACAGCCAGGUUUUUCUUCAUUGUCAGGACUACUAGUUACACCACACAGCUGGAUGUCAGCCCAAGAUGCUGCUGAGAGCAAUAUGAUGUCUUGUAAUGGCAGUGACUACAACACUACACCAGCGGCAUCACUACCUACACGGGUUGAACCUGACUGCAAGACGUCUGUCUCAGGUGAUAAAGGUUUACAGGAACACAAUCUACCAAUAAUAAACAGUGCUCCUUUCACGACAUGUCAGAAUAUGGUUUCAAGAUUGAACAACAACCAGCGGGUUGUGUACACUCAAGCCAAAGAGGACACUACAACUGUGACAUCCAUUGGACGUAGCACCACACUAAGCAGUUCUAAUAACCAUCCCAUGCCACAACAAUCUGUGAGCAGUAGCCCGGUGCCAAGCAAUCUCCAGGACUCUUAUGCUUCUCACCCCAUGUCAAGUAUAGCGAUGUCUCUACAAGAGCCACCACUCUUAUACAGUCAUACAAAUCCACAAAGCUUCCUUCUAGAAAAGGUGGUUUUAAGAUCCCAGUUCAAAGAGUCAUGAAGUGUAUGCUAUUUCCUGUGCCAAACAUCUUCUAAGAUUGAUUAGCUUCCUGUCCUCAGUCAAAAAUGUUUAAAUACAAGGUCUGUCAAGUCUGUCAUUCCCUAUCAAGAGAAUGGUCAUAAAGCAUAUUUAUAAACAUGAUACAAAACUUUACAAAAAAUGUCUCACCAACAAAGGAUGUGGUCUAAAUACUAUGUUGCUAAAAUACAAAAUUUCAAAACAUUAUUGUUCUGUGUUUGUGAGAGUGCACAGAGAGUAGUGUUUUACAACUGUCUACCAUUGUUGAACUGUAAACGAGGCAGGAUCAUCUGUUGACCAUCUGUAGCAAACAAUCAUCUAUUGACCAUCUGUAGCGAACAAUCAUAUCUCGAAGAAACUAGUUGCUAACAAUCAUCUCUUGAAGCCCCAGUUACCUUCCACUUGGCAACAAAAGGUAGCAUUGUCCCUUCUUAGAAACAACAGACACAGGCUUGUGU
Haliotis rubra (blacklip abalone) is the source of this 2049-nucleotide messenger RNA. RefSeq lists its product as uncharacterized. Lineage: Eukaryota; Metazoa; Mollusca; Gastropoda; Lepetellida; Haliotidae. The record is from RefSeq and is a predicted model, not a curated record. The transcript has 5 exons. Bases 119 to 1573 code for a protein of 484 amino acids.